Aedes aegypti (yellow fever mosquito) is the source of this 8066-nucleotide messenger RNA. Its product is annotated as ELAV-like protein 2. Gene Ontology annotation, molecular function: RNA binding. Lineage: Eukaryota; Metazoa; Arthropoda; Insecta; Diptera; Culicidae. Gene Ontology annotation, cellular component: ribonucleoprotein complex. The transcript is spliced from 4 exons. The record is from RefSeq and is a predicted model, not a curated record. The coding region runs from base 2293 to 3333 and encodes 346 amino acids.
AGGCUGAGCCUUGUUCCUGAUUUUUCUUCGGCACCGACUCCAAUCCAGUGUAUAUUUUCCAGCGCUAGACAAGUUGAUUUUUCGUCUGUUCGUGCAUCAUCUUAAUUUCGUUAUAAUUUUUGCAAUAGUAAUAUUUUCCAGUUUCGAGUGCAAAUUUCGAGGCAAAUUUCGAAGCGGAAAGAUUACAACGUUGAAGGAAGUUGAGCCUGAAGCUCGAAAUUUUGGGUUUUAGAAGGCAAGAAGUCGUCUGGUGGCCGGGAUUUUCUCGAAAUUUUCGGAACGCGGUCGACGACGGAACCAUUCGAGCAGCCGGGGCGUAGCGCGACUUGCGAACAAGGCGAAAAGUGAAGAUUUUCCUGUUUAUUGGAAUACAGAGCGCACACGGGGCGGAAGUGGAUUCUGAGUGUUCACGGUUCUCAAGUUUCCUCUAGAGAAAAAAGCAGUCCUUUUAAAGUGGCAAAAGUUUUUUGAAGAGAAAGUUUGAAAGUUUUCCGUUUUCCCUAAGUGACUGGAUUUUGAGUUCCUCGCGUCUUCUUCUACCACUGAUCAAUCAAUCUACAUAGUACUACCAAUACUACUACUACUACAACUACUACUACUACUGGCUACGGCUACUAGCUAUCGUUCCAUCCGUGACUUGGUUAAAUUUUCCAUCGGUCCGGGAGUGAGAAUCAUCGACGACGACGGCAAAGACGUCGGCCAUCGAGUGUUAGAAGAUAAAACAAAAAUUGAUACAUAUAGCAAAACCAAUUCCACCUUUUUCUCUAAACCAAAGUAUUGUAAGAAUCUAAUCGGAGGUGCUUCAGAAAAUAAAAGAACGAAAGCGCAGACGACGGUCCGGGAAUUUUCCGAGGCACACACGCCCUUAAACCCGAGCAAAACGAGACGAGACAAGCGAUAACACCAACUAAAACUACCAGAGUUAAUCACGAAAAGCAGUUUUCUCCAUCCCAGAAAUUUCCCCCUGCGAAGAAGAAGAAGAAGCGAGACGACGCGGUUCGAGCAAAGUUGUGGAAAAUCUCGGAAAAUUUUAGAGGAAAAAACGGGAUCAUAGGUGAUAAGGAAAUUUUACAUCUUGUAAUCUUUUGGAUGCACUUUCAUGAUAUAAUAAGAUACUAGGGAAGAACAAAAUACAACCACGAGGAAACAUUUUUGAUAUUCGGAUUUGGAUCUCUUUCCUUGGCAACAACGCGAGAUAUAUACAAGAGAAAUAAGAAAGUCAAGAAAAAAAACAAUAUACAAUAUUUAUAGCGAAAAACCAAGAUAAGAAAAGGAUCAAUUGCUUCCUAUUUACAAUAUAAAACCAAACUUAGCGAAUAAUUAGCAAAAGCGUCGACAACAACCGCAGCAACAAACUCGGAAAGACGAGGACUUUAAUCCCCCGAAGAAAAAAUAGGAAUUCCGGUCACUCACCCGCGACGCCAUCGUACGUCAUCCAACCAAAAAAUUGACCGCUUUCGAAUCUAUACCCCGAAGCACUUCGUUACCAAAACCCACUGAAAUUAAAACUUUUCGCCGCCCGUUUCCUUGAGGAUUUCGCACGAGUCAAACUUGUAUCCAGAAGUUGCACAUCCCGAUUCCGAAAAAAAUAUAAGAAAUACAAGAAGCAAACCGAACGCGUGUACCUAUACUUGAGCAUCCAGUAAAAGCAACAAAGCAAAACGGAAAUAACUUCAAGCAACCAAAAACCAAGAGUCAGAUUAACGACAAUCAACACUUAGCAGCACUACAACAAGAACAACAACAACAGCAACAAACACCCAAGGCAAACCAGGAGUGAAAUUUGAAACCGCACUACAAAACAACUAUAACACAAUACGAGCGUAACGCCCCGCCAUCUUAGAUUCAGAUUCGCCGGUCGAAGCUCCACCUAUUAGGUCGCUAUUAGCAACGAACGAAGGAAUCCGGCCGAUUCCCUUGAUCCAGGCGUUUUCCGACUAAAAAAAACCUAAAGCAAAAGCAGAUUUAAGAUUAAAAAGAGAAUUUCCUUUAUUGUAAGACAGAGAGAAAGGACAGAGUUUUCACUUCUUUAGCUAGAGAUUACAGCGAGUGCAUAGCACAACAUUCCCCCUUAAGAAAAACCUGUUUAGAGAAUCAACAACCUACUAAGAGAAAGAAAAGUUGAUAGUGAUUUACCUUGGCGCUAGCGCUACCACGUUGUUAGAGCAAAACAAUUUGUAUCUGAUUUAGGGCGAAAGCAAAAGCAAAGAGCAACAGCUAAUCCAUCCAACAAUACAGUACCAGUAAGCUUAAACCAAACAAAAAAGAAGAAGACCGCACGGCAAGCAGACGAUGAUGGCGAACGGUUUGGAGACAGUACAGCAAAAUGGUCGCUCCGGUUCCAUUGGUAGCGGCCAGGAGGACAGCAAGACCAACCUGAUUGUCAACUAUCUGCCACAGACGAUGACCCAGGAGGAGGUCAAGUCGCUCUUCUCCAGCAUCGGCGACGUCGAGAGCUGCAAAUUGAUUAGGGAUAAAGUUACCGGACAAAGUCUUGGUUACGGCUUCGUCAACUACCACCGCGCGGAAGAUGCGGAUAAAGCAAUAAAUACCUUUAACGGAUUAAGACUACAGAACAAAACGAUCAAGGUGUCGUUCGCACGGCCCAGCUCGGACGCCAUCAAGGGCGCCAAUCUGUACGUGUCCGGCCUGUCGAAGAGCAUGACCCAGCAGGAUCUGGAGGCGCUCUUCCAGCCGUACGGCCAGAUCAUCACCUCGCGCAUCCUGUGCGACAACAUUACCGGCCUAUCGAAGGGCGUUGGCUUCAUCCGGUUCGAUCAGCGCUCGGAGGCGGAACGGGCCAUCCAGCAGCUGAACGGAACGACGCCGAAGGGCGCCUCCGAACCGAUCACCGUCAAGUUCGCCAACAACCCGAGCAAUAACAUCAACAAGGCGAUCCCGCCGCUGGCCGCGUACCUGACGCCGACGCCGAACCUGCGACGAUUCCCACCCGGGCCGAUCCACCCGCUCAGCGGACGCUUCAGCCUUCCUUCCAACUUCAGUCGCUACUCGCCGUUGACCGGUGACCUAGGUACUUCAGUGCUCUCGGCCAACGCCAUCAACGGAUCCGGCUGGUGUAUCUUCGUGUACAACCUGGCCCCGGAAACGGAGGAGAACGUCCUGUGGCAGCUGUUCGGCCCGUUCGGUGCCGUGCAGAGCGUGAAGGUCAUCAAGGAUCUCCAGACGAACAAGUGCAAGGGCUUCGGGUUCGUCACGAUGACCAACUACGACGAAGCCGUGGUCGCUGUCCAGUCCCUCAACGGAUACACCCUCGGCAACCGGGUGCUCCAGGUCAGCUUCAAGACGAACAACACCAAGUCGAAAACGAACUAAAACUGGGAAAAAUUCUAAGUUUGUAUUCUUCCCACUCACACACCAAGCACACGGUUUUUUCUCGAAGCUGAAUCCCACGUGAAUGACAGAUCAAACAGAGAUACGCCCCGCCCUCGACCUUCUCCCAAUUCCCUCAAUCCUUCUUUCCUAUGAAGAAUACAUACAGAAUGAACACGGUCACAAAGCACUUGCAUUUGUCAACUCAUUUUUCCUGAUAGGAACCACUUUAAAAGACAACACCUGUUCCUUAUAUAGAACGAAGAAAACCCAAAAAUAUGCAGUGUAGGAAAGUAGCGUCUCCUGUGUUGUUUUCCCGAGGAUUCUGAUUUACUUUGAGCGCACGCAGCAACACUCGACAAAAACCGAAAGGAAAUAUCAUUCGUAAAGCUAUUAAGAUAUCAAGUGAAUCAAUGGAAUACUCUUAUAACAAAAAUUUAUUAAGGAAAAUAUACGAAGACGAAGUGAAACAACAGAAAGGUGCAAUAAUAUUUCAAAAAUAUUGUAUAUAGAUGAAUACAGAAAAUAAUUUGAUAUUUCCUAACUAGCAAAAAAAAAAUGCGAAUCAAGCCGAAUUACUGAGGAAGAACAACAAAUAGCAGAAUCAUUUAAAACUCAAAGAAAAGCCGAAAAUAUAAUUGUUAUUAGCCAUUUGCCGAGGCGGUUGCAGCGCGUUCGGUCGUUCCCUGGCGACACCUAGCGGCGAGCACGAACCUACCGAAGCCAACCCGCUUGCUGUGAUUCCACGCACGAAUCGAAGGAAAUUAGCGAAUUUUACCGAACGCUCAAUGUUUACUCCGUGACGAUGAUGAAAUGAAAGCAAAAGCGAAACUAAAAAGUCGAAGAAUCCAAGUGAAAACAAAUAUAAAUGUGCAAUAAUGUAUUAGAAACAUGGUACUAUCUCUAUAUAUUUAAAUGAAUAUAUUAGCCAAAUUGAUUCGCGCGGGAGAAUGGCAAACGGGGAUGGCCGUCCGGAAGCUUGCCGCAACCGAACGACCGAAUCGCAGCCAAACCGUGUCCACUCGGCAAAACGCUGAAUGAUCUCGUAACUAAAUUGAAGCUAAUCUAAAUAUAACGCAAACAAAAAACUCUAUUUAUUUAUAUACUAAUUUAUUCUUGAAUGUUUCAAUAUGACGUGAAUAGUAAACACAGCAAACAAAAAAAAACAAGUGAAAUCAUAAACAACGCGUAAUUUUUAAGAAGGCAAGCGAUAAUGACGAAGGCGAAGAAGCAGAAGAAGAAGAUCAUAAUAAACCAAUGGGAAUGGUGUAAUAAGUUCAUUUAAUUCUGUAACCUUAUAAUUGUAAUCUCACACAUUGUAUAUUUAUUCAACGGAUAAUUUAUUUAAUCAAUAUUAUACAAACUUAACGCAUCAAGCAAACAAACGUAAACGCUAAUUAUCGAUGGAUUUUUGAAUUUUUAAAAACAUCACAACCUAACCACAACAACGCAAAUGCAAUUUUUAAGUAAAACUUCUCUUAAGCCGUAUUAAUCUUAAAACUCUUCUUUCAAACUGUGUACACUUUUAAAUCGAAUCGAGAACAGAACCCUGGAAUCGAUCAUCUAUCGCUCUCUAUCUUUCUAGUUGUAAUUGUUCUCCCCCAUUUUCCUAGCAAAACAAAACAAAAAAAAAACGAUAACAAAACAUGCAAUUUGCCCGAAAGAGACGAACUUUGACACUUCAACACACGAACACACCGAGAACGGCAGUUUGAUUUGACAGACACCAACACACCAACUCACUCACAAAACAACUGAAUCUAGUCACCCUAAUUUGUAGGAGCGUAUAAAUGGUUUUAAAACAUAAUUCUCUCGUGUUUGACUUUGUUUUUGACGUUUGUUCAUUGAAUCCGAAGACGAAGAGGUAGAUGAAAAAUCAAACCAAAAAAAAAUAUGAAAGAAAACGUACCCGUACUGCAAUUGAUUUAGUGUUAUGUUUAGCGUUUAAGCAAAGGAAACUAACUCAAAGAAUGGAAAAUACUUUUUCGUCACUCGUACUCGUUUACCAAAACCAAAAGGAAAUUGAAUUUAAGCAAAUUUGACGUCUACUAAGUAAAGAAAAAUAUUCAAAAAAAAAUACUCUUACAAAAUGUUGGUAGUGAAAUUUUACUUCAGUGGGUUUUUCUCUCUCUUAUAAUCCCUUAUAUCAAUGUUUAUAUUCGUGAUCAGUUUUUAAACUAAAUUUAUAUUAGUGGAACUAAGUUUAAGGUGAAUUCGAUACUAACUGGACUAUUGCGCUUAACUCAAAUUAAAACUAACUAACCGAAAGGGAAGCCAUCUUGUGUGACGCGUCGCGGUAGGCGGUGAGACGGACGGAAGCAAGGUCGAUGAAGAAAAAGACAAAUAAAAUCUGGUACGCACACACAGAAGCGAUCUUUGAUCUUUGUUCAGAUUCCUAUUUUCAAAACGCUGUCUUUGUUAUUUCUCCUUGGCUACUUUAAAUCAAUUGUGUAAGCUAAAAACAAAUAAUAAAGUAUUAGUCAACCGAAGCAAAACUUACGUAAAUUUAGUAGACAAAAAGUAAACGUAUUGAUGAUUUUAUGCAUAAAAAAACUACUUUUCUCGAUUUUAGUCAAAAUUUUAUUGAUUAGAUAUUAUAUUCAUAUAAAUUAUUCAAAUCGCAGCAUACGCAAUAUGUUUAAGGGAAAGUAUUGUAUCAAUUAUUGUGCAAGUAGACACAUCAGAGCAGCGGCCAUCAUGGGAGAACAAGAAAGAAUUGAGUCAUCCGCCGUUUGACAGUUAGCAGAAACAAGAAAACAAACAAUCAGAGCCAUCUUGGCCCACAUCACUUGAAGUGACAGUUCUUAGUACCGAAUGCUUCACUCACACACAGCACAAACAGUAAGUUCAAUGUACGAUCACAUUCAGCAAGAUAAUUUUACAGCAUAGCCUACUUGUUCGGGUAUUGCAAAACAGAUAAUUUAAUCUAUUUUCUUACACUUGACGCACACAAACAUAAGAACGCAAACUCACAGAGACACAAACGAACGAAUUCGUCACAGAUUCGCGCAUCAAGAACACACAAACACAAGCAAAAGCAAAGCGAGCAACUUGUCACUAGUAUUGAUAUUAAAUUUUAUGUAUUCGAAACAAGAAAACUAAAAGAAAUUAAAGAAAAUUAUAAGAUACAUGUUAUAUUUGCAUAUUAUUAUAACGAAAACAAAAAACUAUUCUAUUAUCAUUCAUUGAAGAACAACUGAAGCAAAAUACAAGCGCAAAACUGUUCCAGAUUAAUCCAGAACUCAUUUCUCAGCCGUGAUGUAGCCAUUGUAAACAACCAAACCCGAAUCUCCCAUUCUGCAAACAAAGGACAAGCUAAAUCCAUUUACAGGAAAAGACAUACCGCAAUUUUUACCCCCCGUUGUACUGAAUAAAAAACACGAAAGCGAACGAGCAAAACCUGUUAUUUUACUAGGCAAAAUAUUGACCGAAGCAAAUAAUCCCCGAAACAGCAAGAAUAAUAAUAAUUAAACAACAUAAGGCAAAAAACAACUGUUGGUAAACAAUGAGACUGGAUGUAAAAGUUUUUAAAACGCUCAGUGUAAGCGAAGCAUUUGUAUUCAGCGCGCAAACUUAGGAAAAGAACGCAGAACCGGAUCUCCCGGAGCAACUUCCACAUGGGAAAACAAUAACCGACGAUAAACGGAAGAAAAGAAGAACGGCAGCACAAGUGAGUCGAAACGUCAACGAAUACAACGAGCAAAUCAUACGGAGAAAAACAUUAACAGAUUAAUAAAGCAAAACAUACAAAAACCACACACAAACAAAUCGAUCAAUCAUUAACAUUUCAGUCCAUUGUGUGUGUGACCAAAGGAAGAAGAUGGCGCACACGCCAGAGCAAAAGAGAGAAACACCAAGAUGACGCUUUUAAGGACCUACCAUCUUCCCGGUUUGUUUACCUUUUCCAGACCUCAAGCAGACAAUUUCAAUUCCACAAGCAUUUCCUCCACACCACAGACUCCAUUUUGACUGAACGUCUACUUUUCGCGCAACAAAACAAACAUUGAACAACUAAACAAAACUAAUCUCCAUCCAUUUGUUAGACGACAUUGACAACUAUCAACAGAACAACAAAACAUUGACAUUUAGAGGGAAAAAAGAUAUAAAACGAUAGCGCAAAAUCUACCACCAAAGUAGGCCAUGUGAUCCGUUAGAACAGACAGAACAUCGCGCCGAGGGGCCCCUCGAAACAAAUUUAGCGCAUAUUUACUCGAUCCCCGCUGCUCUACUGUUAGCCGUCGUUCGGUUGGGGCAAGCACCCAUACUUACAAGUAGGAAAUUUUCUCGCUCAUGUGAAAAACAAAUACGCUUAUUUAGACCCGAAAAUUGUCCCUCAACUCCGAAAGAGAGCCAUUUUCCCACCUUGGAGAUUGAGAAUGUUAACCAAUCGAUGCGAAAACUAACAUCCGACUAUCUGAGGGCCCCUCGGCGCGAUCAGCCGAAUAGUAAUCAAAGCAAAGUAAGACCUAUUUGGAACAAAUGCUAGACCGAAAUUCAAUAUAAUUGUUUCAGAACCCUUAACAAAGCAACCGAAUCUAUAUUAAUGGCAACUGUAAAAGGGGAAAGAAAUUAAAGUUUUAUGAAACACACAACCGAUGAAGCAUUUUAUUUCCGAUUCACUAAAAACAUUCAAUGGUCGCAGGAAAGAAAAUGGAAGCGCAAAUCAUCGGACUGUCUGCGUCAACAACAACAAGAACAACAAUGGCGACAGCAGAAGCAGCAAAACCAGUGAAAUA